This is a messenger RNA of Symphalangus syndactylus (siamang), 1486 nucleotides long. Its product is annotated as STING ER exit protein-like. Lineage: Eukaryota; Metazoa; Chordata; Mammalia; Primates; Hylobatidae. The record is from RefSeq and is a predicted model, not a curated record. Gene Ontology annotation, biological process: endoplasmic reticulum to Golgi vesicle-mediated transport; endoplasmic reticulum membrane organization.
GCGCGACCCUCUUCUUGGCGUAGAGUUUUUAGGUUGCUCCUGGAAACCAUGCCGAAAGUAGUGUCUCGGUCAGUAGUCUGCUCUGACACUCGGGACCGGGAGGAAUAUGACGACGGUGAGAAGCCCCUCCAUGUGUACUACUGUUUGUGCGGCCAGGUGGUCCUAGUGCUGGACUGUCAGUUAGAGAAAUUGCCCAUGAGGCCCCGGGACCGGUCCCGUGUAAUUGAUGCCGCCAAACAUGCCCAUAAGUUUUGUAACACAGAAGACGAAGAGACUAUGUAUCUGCGGAGACCUGAAGGCAUUGAACUACAGUACAGAAAGAAAUGUGCAAAGUGUGGACUGCUGCUCUUCUACCAAUCCCAGCCGAAGAAUGCUCCCGUUACCUUCAUUGUGGAUGGAGCAGUAGUCAAGUUUGGCCAGGGCUUUGGGAAAACGAACAUAUAUACUCAGAAACAAGAGCCUCCUAAAAAGGUGAUGAUGACCAAACGGACCAAAGACAUGGGCAAGUUCAGUUCUGUCACUGUGUCUACCAUUGAUGAAGAGGAAGAGGAGAUUGAGGCUAGGGAAGUUGCUGACUCGUAUGCACAGAACGCCAAAGUGAUUGAAAAACAGCUGGAGCGCAAAGGCAUGAGCAAGAGGCGACUGCAAGAGCUGGCUGAAUGGGAAGCCAAGAAAGUGAAAAUGAAGGGGACCUUGAUUGACAACCAGUUCAAAUAACCAGGCUUUUUUCUGAGCCCUAGACUGGAGGCAAACAUGUAGAUCAGGAGACAAAGUAAUUUCUUGAUCACAUAGACUGGUUCCUAUUUAUGUCCUAGCAGAAGGCUUUAUGUUGUUUCCUACUGAUUCUCCUACAUGCAGUGAGGCCUUUAACUGAGUCCAUUUGACCUGCUUUCUAGGAGAUGGAUUCUUCUCUAAUUUUUUCUGUAUUUAGGUUUUCUUUACUAUUUUUUGUCCAUUUGAUGCAAACUUCUUCAGCUAUGUAGAAACUUUAUGAAUAGAUCAGUGCUUGAGAGUCUCCGGUUUCUAAAGUGGCUGGUUUUAUUCUUCAAAGUUAAUAACAUGUUUCAAGAUUUUUGGACAAAAUAUUAUGGUGUGUCAUAGAGAAAAGCAGCGUGAAUUAUAUUUAGGUAUAGCAAGUCAGAUCCUUUGAAGUGACUCUGUCUCUGUUCUUAGAAGGGUUCUUGGAAUUGGCUGUGGUUUGAAUCUUUCUACUGUCAGAGGAGACCGAUUAAAAGCCAGAAUCUGCAUAAAGCUUUCUUUACUUAACACACUGAAGCUAUAGGUGAGCCAUCCCAUGUCAGACUUUAUAUUCAAAGAAGGAAAAGCCAAAUUGCAGUGAGGGGGUAGGACAGAUCCCAAUGAAAAUGGGGUCUGAAUAAGUAACCCAAGAGAGCUGCCCUCUAGUCGGGCAGCUAGUAUUGCUUCCUUGCAUGGAUACAUGGGAGGGAGACAUAUAGAUUAAUAAAUGAUAGUGAGAUAAACAAAA